AGAAGAGAAAAAGGGUAGUGAGUGAGUGAGAGAGAGAGAGAGAGAGAGAGAGUGGGCAUCUAUAUAUCGAUCUAUCGGAUCAAUAAUGGCAUGUUUAAACAUGUUGAGCAAUGAGCAGCAAGUUGCAGCAGCAAGGAUCUCCUUCUCCAAUGAUUUCGCUGAUUCUUCUCAACACCCCAUCACUCUCAGGCAGGAUUUCAGCUACAAGGAGGCGCCCGUGUCCUCCGACAACUUCGAGUUCUCGGUCUCCGGCUACACCAUGAUUUCUGCAGACCAGGUUUUCUGCAAGGGAAAACUGCUGCCAUUGAAGGACAGCAAGACAACCACUACGCUUCGAGAUGAGCUCCUGCAGGGCAAUGACGACGACAAUGACUACGGAGAUCUGUUCCCCAGAAUAAUGCAGCCCAAUAAGGGGUGGAGGGAGCGUUUGGGGUUGAAGAGAUCCCACAUUAUUUUUCCUAGGAAACCUGCACACAAUAAGAACAACAACCUCGAACGAAUCGAUGAAACCAAGGUCCCUGAUUUGUUCAAUGCAACUCAGCACAAAAGUAAGUAGAGGAGGAUCGGAGUGUGUUUUCUUGAUUCAUUAGAGCUGAUCUGAGCAGCAACCAAGCUAAUUAAGUUACGUUGUUUAAGAAUUUUGGGGUGUUCGUUGUUAAUCUAUCUAACCUGGAUAUUAAUGCAUUUUCGAUCUAUC
Ipomoea triloba (trilobed morning glory) is the source of this 697-nucleotide messenger RNA. RefSeq lists its product as uncharacterized. Bases 86 to 556 code for a protein of 156 amino acids. Lineage: Eukaryota; Viridiplantae; Streptophyta; Magnoliopsida; Solanales; Convolvulaceae. The transcript has a single exon. The record is from RefSeq and is a predicted model, not a curated record.